Boleophthalmus pectinirostris (great blue-spotted mudskipper) is the source of this 2707-nucleotide messenger RNA. RefSeq lists its product as uncharacterized. The record is from RefSeq and is a predicted model, not a curated record. The transcript is spliced from 8 exons. The coding region runs from base 487 to 1395 and encodes 302 amino acids. Gene Ontology annotation, molecular function: protein binding. NCBI's taxonomy places the organism in Eukaryota, Metazoa, Chordata, Actinopteri, Gobiiformes, Gobiidae.
UGCCCUGUCUCUAUCCUGAGUAUAUGUGUGAUAGGUAGUUAGCCAAGCAAUCUAGUAGUUUUCAUCAUUGUGGUAUGCAUUCUUAUUUGGGCAUGUACUACUAUUCUCAUAUUUCUUUAUUAAGAUGUUUUCAACAGCUUUAGUGUAAUAAGUAUAUGUACUACCUCUGAGAGGUAGUGUGGUUUCUUUUUCAUCACAGUGUUUAACAUGUGACUUUUUUCAGGUAAAAGUUCUGACAAUGUUGAUAUAUGGCAUGUUUGAUAUAUUGGUAGCAUAAUGAUUAGGGCAUAGAUCUUUACCUAGCCUUGUGUUGCUUACAUGUGUGUAUGCACGUUUGUGCUUGUAGUAAUGCAAGAGAUUUAAGCUCAAAUCCUGGAAUUAUCAGUGAAAGUAUUGUUUCUAUGUUUCAGAUUCAGGCUAGAGUUCUAAAGGACUUAAAUUGAUAAAUAGUGAAUUUCCCCUUUUAAUCUGUUUUCUACAGGUAAAAUGGCGAGAAGGAGGGUAACCCCUCAGAGUGUAGCAGAGCAACAUGUCAUCAGUGGCACAGACCAGACUGCCAUGUUGGAUGUUAAAUACAUAAACCCCACUAAAGGCAGGGGUGUAUUUGCCCUGUCGCCUUUUCAAAAAAGGGAUUUUGUGGUCGAAUAUAGAGGACAACUUAUUGACCUUGAGGAAUCAGAGAGGGGGAGGAGGAUAUAUAAUGCAAAAUGCUUGGGCUUCAUGUUCGACUUCAUGUGGCAUGGAAAGAAAUGGUGCAUUGAUGCUGCGAUGGAAGACGGCUCAUUGGGAAGGCUGGUCAACGAUGAUCAUGUCCAUCCUAACUGUAGGAUGAAAAGGAUAUUAGUUGGUAGAAAGCCACACCUCUGCCUGUUCGCUGUUAGAGACAUACACAGUGGAGAGGAGAUUACUUAUGACUACGGAGAUGACAAUUGGCCAUGGAGAGAAAAGGCUGAUGGAGACUCUCCUGACGAAGCUGUGGAGAACCCAGUGAUGCAACAGGAAGAGGCUGAUGGAGACUCUCCUAACGAAGCUGUGGAGAACCCAGUGAUGCAACAGGAAGAGGUCUCACCCCCCAGCUUGCAGAGUGGCAGUGGAGACUCCUUUGUCAAGGAUUUAGAGAAUAGUUCCUUUGUAUGCAGCUCCAGCAUGGUGUUGCAACACAAAAAGGUUUUUGAAAAAGCCAAGUCCACCUUGGUAACCUACUCAGACUCCAGCGAAUCAGCCAUCAGUUCCAGCACUAAAGAAGAUGUUCCCCCAUCCACCAUGCAGAGCAAAGAGAAGAUUCCUUUUGGGCUUGAUCUUUCUGACUCCAGUAUGAAACAUGGAGAGGAUGAUGCUCGACAAAUGAUUGUGCCAAGGCUUAGGAGGACCAAAAGCAUCUUUUGUGAAGUUUGAAACAGACAUCUUCUGGUUGGUGGGCGACCACUCAACCUACUGCACCGCUGCCUCCACCCUUCUAAAGUUCCUCUGCUCAUUCGUUUCCAUUGACAUAUAGUGACGUGUGUGUGAGGGGACAGUGGGUACUCACUAGGCGCCGCUGAGGUGGCUCAUGGUGAGGAAGGGGUGCUCGAGCACUUCCUUGGGGCUGAUCCUCGUCUCUGGGUUGAGGUCCAGCAUACGUAUGAGCAGGUUGACAAAGACGGCCCGGUCGUGCUUCUCUGUGGGGGUACAGGAGGCCAGAGGGCCCCGGGGGUCUCUCUGAAACACACACACACACAAAGGGUCACAUCUGCACCUGUGGCUCUACUUUACAAUGUUACAAUCACAAGUGUGACAUCAACUGCCCCAACCAUAUGUGAGCUGAAUCUAUCAACACAACUGUGGCUGGAGGUGGGGAUGUACCUUGCUCAGGAGCACUACAACACUAGUGUGAAGCAGCAGCACUUGAGUCGGUGGCCAACACCUCUUUUGUUUUUCAAAACCCUAACACACGACUUUGAGACAGUUUAGGACUCAACCUGUGCCCUGAGUAAAAAUGAGGUGUGCUCUCACCUUGUGGAUGUUCUCCAGACGUGUGACCCUGCGAGUGGACAACAAACCACUCUGAAACAGGAGCACACAAUUACAUAUAUAUAUAUAUAUAUAUAUCACACACACAGAGUGAUGACACGUAUAGCAGUGAACAGAAGGAGCUGGACGUACCUUAUAUGUCCACUUGUCUCUGUCCUGGGAGUGGCUGUAGAACAUUUUGGUCCGGAGACCCUGGUCCAGACAGGACUUGUGAGGGUGUCCCACAGUCUCCACAAUGAGCCUCAUCAUGUCCCGCUCGUCUCUAGCCUGAAACAGAGGAACUCCCAAGAACAUCUCAGCGGCAAUGCAGCCCACGGACCACAUGUCUAUGGCCCCAUUGACAGGGGCCCGGAGGAGGCUCUCUGGAGCUCUGCACACACACAUUAUUGACAAAUGAACAAAUGAUUUCAAACCACAGUUUAAAAUACUUUGAUUAUAGCGAGAACAUACAGGAGUAUGCUACUACAUUAUAGGAUUUAUUCUGAACUGUGUACUGUCGUACCUGUACGGCAGAGUCUGUCUCUCCUUUGUCAGAUCGGCCUUUCUCACUAAACACGCCAGGCCAAAGUCAAUGAUUUUGAUGGACAGCGGCUUCUUCACGUGUUCCUCCAUCAUGAUGUUCUCUGGUUUCAGAUCAGUGUGCAUGAUGCCCUCACGCUGAAGGAACAGGAGAGCUCGGGCCAUCUGCAAGCACACG